GUGGGACAUGAUGGGCGGUGGGUGCCCAGCGCCUGCAGCUGCUCCGCGUGCUGAUGCCCGCGUGUGCCGCAGGACGGGGCUGAUCCCCUGCGAGAACACGCAGCUGGCGCAGCUCUCCAAGGAGAUGGUGACGCCCCUGGUCAACCAGUGGCCCUCGCUGGGGACGCUCAAUGGCAACGAGAGCGGCUCGGACGGCAAGCUCUACAGGAGGCACAGCUUCGUGAGCACCGACCAGCUCUCGGCCGAGAACAGCCUCAGCUCCGACUCCCAGCGCCUGGGCGAGGGCAAGCGCGAAGGCGAGCCCUGGGGGCCCUUGGGGAAGGACCCCACGCCCUCCAUGCUGGGGCUCUGCGGCUCCCUGGCCUCCCUGCCCAGCUGCAAGUCCCUGGCCAGCCUCAAGUCCAACGAGUGCCUGGUGAGCGACAGCAACGAAGCCAGCCCGACCCGCAGCCCCAGCUGAGACCCCCGGCCCCCUCGCCCAGCGCCGCCGCCGAGGACUGACCUCGUCCCCCUCCACCCUGGGACCGACGGAGGACGAGGGACUCGCCCAACCCAUGGGGGAGGCCGGGGACGGAGUCCUCCCCCCCUUCUCUGCACCCCACCCCGGCUGCGCGUUGGACCCCCAGCCUGGACCCCGGCUGGAGACGUGGACCCGUUGGGAUGGGGAUGCUGGAACGGGACCGGGAUGUGUCCGCGUGUGUCCCCCCCCCGCCUUCCCCCUGUCCAUCCGAGCUGGGGAGGAGGUAACGAACUGCGGGGACACCAGGGUUGUGCUGUGGGGUGCAGGAGGGGGGCUUGGGGUGAACCCCCCCUGCCGGGGCGAGGGUCCUGCGUGGCCCCGUUGCCAUCCCAAGGGCUCGAGGUGCAGCUCUUCCAGCCGGGCUUCGUCCAGCAGCCCCCUGCCUCAGCACCCAUGGGACCACCCGUCCCUCCUUGCAGCCGCAUCUCCACGACAGCGAUUGGACCCCCCCCCUCCUUCCCUCCCCAUUCCCCCCGGGUUUUGGGUUGUUUGGGGUGUUUUCGGGUUUUGGUUCAGCCCCAGCUUGCCUUGUUGGAGCGAAAGGAAUCAAUAAACGCAGCGAUACGAGCUG
Oxyura jamaicensis (ruddy duck) is the source of this 1091-nucleotide messenger RNA. Its product is annotated as RUN domain-containing protein 3A-like. The transcript has 3 exons. Gene Ontology annotation, cellular component: cytosol. Bases 8 to 460 code for a protein of 150 amino acids. NCBI's taxonomy places the organism in Eukaryota, Metazoa, Chordata, Aves, Anseriformes, Anatidae. The record is from RefSeq and is a predicted model, not a curated record.